AUAUUGUGUCAUAGAAUUUGAAAACAAGGUGCGUACGUAGGAAGUGAAGCUGAAAUUUUGAUGGCAACAAUGAUAGGUUGGGGGAUGCAAGAACAAGGGUGGAAGAAGGGGCCUUGGACUCCUGAAGAGGAUAAAUUACUUAGUGAAUAUGUAAGCUUAUAUGGGGAGGGAAGAUGGAGCUCUGUGGCUAGAUCUGCAGGUCUCAAUAGGAGUGGGAAGAGUUGCAGGCUUAGGUGGGUGAAUUAUCUCAGGCCUGGUCUCAAGAGAGGCCAGUUAACUCCUCAGGAGGAAGGCAUCAUUAUUGAACUACAUGCUAUCUGGGGCAACAAGUGGUCAACCAUUGCUAGAUACUUGCCUGGGAGGACAGACAAUGAGAUAAAAAACUACUGGAGAACCCAUUUCAAGAAGAAAGAAAAAUCCUCUCAGAAGCAAGAAAAGCGCAAACAGCAAAUUCUAAAACAAAAACAACAACAACAGCAGCUACAGCUACUACUACAGCAACAGCAAGAAGUGCAGCAAUCUCAAGAACAUGACAUAAAAACCGUCUUUUCUCAAGCAGAGACAAGCACUGAGGAAAUGAGUGAGACUCACGGAAUUAGGCAACAGAUGGUUCUGAAGAACCCAAAUUCGGAGGACCAGUGCAUGCCUAAGAUGUAUCAAGAUUUUGCAUCGUGGUUCGACACAGUCGGAGAUGAUGGGCUAUCGAGUGGCCUGUGGAACUUCGCUGAUGAUUACACAGUCGCAUGGAUGAGACAAGUCUGUGCAACAAAUUAACCGGCCAUCCAUGCAGAAUCAAUCUAAGAAAAAAAAAAAAAAAACAAAGUGGAGGGUACAUUAAAUAGGCCAAAGGCUGAUUAAACAUAUGAUACAUAAAGGCUCUCUCUGUGGCAAUAUGUAUCUAGCUAUCAAGUCUAAAUUCUUUUUCUUUUUUUUUGGAUAUAUUAAGUCUAAUUCUUGUUUUUCCCAGCAUGUAACAUUAUAUAUAAAUUGGCAGUUAAUAAUUGAUACUAGAAUUUUAAAACAGAAAGAUCACCACUGUUUGCUGAAAAUCUAGCCUAUAUUCCUUCUGGGCUCCUUUUCAUCUCUCUCUCUCAUAUGUACACUGCUCUCCAAAUUUUGUCUUACAGGACUUCAGUGGAGAAUGAGGAAUUCUAAACCCUAUA
Messenger RNA from Quercus robur (English oak), 1163 nucleotides. Its product is annotated as MYB-like transcription factor EOBI. Gene Ontology annotation, cellular component: nucleus. Lineage: Eukaryota; Viridiplantae; Streptophyta; Magnoliopsida; Fagales; Fagaceae. Gene Ontology annotation, molecular function: sequence-specific DNA binding; DNA-binding transcription factor activity. The coding region runs from base 61 to 774 and encodes 237 amino acids. The transcript has 3 exons. Gene Ontology annotation, biological process: regulation of DNA-templated transcription. The record is from RefSeq and is a predicted model, not a curated record.